Messenger RNA from Penicillium olsonii, 1113 nucleotides. The record is from the annotation of a GenBank genome assembly. NCBI's taxonomy places the organism in Eukaryota, Fungi, Ascomycota, Eurotiomycetes, Eurotiales, Aspergillaceae.
AUGCCGGUCAAGGAGCUAGAGCAGCCAUGCAUGGAGUGCAAGGAUGCUGAAUUCAAAAUCACCGUUCGCCAGCGGAAACUUUGCAACUUUUGCUACAAGCGCUUCAUUGCUCAUAAAGUCAUUGCGCGCAUGAGUCGCUAUCGACCAUAUAAAUUAGAUCAGCCACGUCACCAGCUACUUCUUCCCGUAUCGUUCGGCGUCUCGUCGUCGGUCUUGUUGCAUAUAUUAAACGCUGAUCGCCAGAGGCGUCAAGAUGAAUCACGCCUCAUAGGCUACGACUUCCACAUCCUUGUCGUCGAUCCAUCCACAGUCUCAACGACAGAACGAACCUCGUUCGACCAAAAGUUUGAGCUGAUGCAAAAGAUUUUCCCUGCCCACACUUUCACUCGCAUUCCCUUCCACGGCAUCUUUGACCACGCCCCAGAGAUGGAAGAGAUCAUGCGGAAAUAUGCCGGGGCGCAUUUUAAGGAUGAUCCCUCACUCCCCAACGAAGAGCGUCUGGCUGCCUUCCGCGCCUCUAUCUCUACAGCCACAUCCCAAGCCGAUAUCGACACCGUUUUACUGACCAGGCUCAUCGUUACAUUCGCGAAGAAACUUGAGUGCAAAUCUGUGCUUUGGGGUGAUUCAGAUAGUCGUCUUGCCGCGAAAGCACUUGCAGGUGUUGCCAAAGGGCGUGGAGCCUCACUCACUUGGCAAGUCUCCGAUGGUAUGUCUCCUUGGGGAUUGGAGUUCGAGUACCCCCUACGUGAUCUCUACAAGGCGGAAUUACUCCAGUAUGAGAGUCUAUGCCCGGAGCUUUCCGAUAUAGUCAUUCCCGACCAGCCACCCUCCGAAAAUGUUCUUACCAAAAACCUGUCCAUCGAUGAGCUCAUGCUACGAUAUGUCCAGGGCCAGGGUGCAAAAUACCCGGGCGUCAUGGCAAACGUCGCAAGAACAGCGAACAAGCUAGAAUCCUCUACUUCUGGCGCCGCAGCUACAUGUGCUCUGUGUGCUGGUCUCUUGGGAAAUACCGAGGGAAACACCGGAGUGACUGUUGCCAACCAGGCUCAGGAUAACCUAAGCUCCCAAUUUUGUUACGGAUGCAUGCGGUCUCGCCCUGAGGAUGUUUGCUAA